Python bivittatus (Burmese python) is the source of this 914-nucleotide messenger RNA. NCBI's taxonomy places the organism in Eukaryota, Metazoa, Chordata, Lepidosauria, Squamata, Pythonidae. The record is from RefSeq and is a predicted model, not a curated record.
CUUCGGCGCGGCAUGGGGGGAGCCGGCUUGGAGUUCCGGGUGAAGCCUCUGCCGCGGGUUUCGCUGGGCUUGUGGUUGUCACUGGUUAACAGUGGCUGGAUCAGAAGUGACUGACGACAUAUCUAUCUCAAGUCCUUAAAUUAUUUUCAAUAUGGCUGGAACCAUUACUGAUACAGGGGAGCUCUACUCUCCUUAUGUUGGCUUGAUUUACAUGUUCAACCUCAUAGUUGGCACAGGAGCUCUAACUAUGCCAAAGGCCUUUGCUACUGCUGGUUGGCUUGUCAGCCUUAUUCUAAUAAUGUUCCUGGGGUUUAUGAGCUAUAUGACCACAACUUUUGUAAUGGAGGCCAUGGCUGCAGCAAAUGCUCAGCUUCACUUAAAGAGAAUGGAAAAGCACAAGGAAGAUGAUAAUGAUGAUGAAGAAGAUUCUUCAUCUGGAGUUUCUGAUAGUGAUGUUCUCCCAGAUGUCUAUGAACGAUCAGAAACACGGCCUAUUCUAUCUAUUCAGAGACGAGGAGCACCUAAUAUUUUUGAAAUCACAGAAAGGGUGGAAAUGGGUCAGAUGGCCUCCAUGUUCUUCAAUAAAGAUUUCAAGGUGAAGAUAAAGAGAACAUCUUUACAAACCUCAUUUUAUCAAAUGAGAAGGGCUCUCACUUUGGUUAAUGAUAAUGAAUACAAAAUGUCAUCUGAAAAAUGGACUCUUUGAAGAAUGACAGUCUAAUUCUGCUGUAUUCCUCUGAUUAAAUUACAGCUGUUCCUAAUUCAGUUUUUUCUGAGAAACCCAGUAUUAGCUUUUAAAAUAGUUACUAUCUUGUCCUUACAUUUACCGAGAUAUACUGAGGACCAGGUUAUCUGAGGAGCCGUCUCACCCCUGUUAUAUCAGCCCGCCCCACUAGGUCCAGCAGAAAGGGCAU